AACCAUCAAGCAAGACGGGUGGAGAGGGAAGCAGUGUUUCAGAGUACGCCAAUAAACCGAUGUCUUCACGUUGCAGAGUCCUUCUGUGCUGUUUUCGGCUCUCUCGGUCCUUCUGUCAUUCAGAUACGCUGCAGAUGUAACCGAAUUUUGCUACCGUAGAGAGCCUUGGCCACCGAGUUGGACCAUCUGUCUCUGUGAGGGUGAGAGGCGUUUAGCUUAUACACGACUGCUGGUCGGCUAAUAUCUGUCUUGUAUUUGACCUAUAUUUGAAUCAGAUCAGCGAGUGAGAGAACGCCUUUCCUCUGCCCAAUGUCACCAUGCAUUUUUGCACUAUAAUUGACCUGUUUUGCGCCUGUUUUCAAGUAAUAAGCAACUGAAACAAGCGAAAAAAUUGUUGGUAAUCUGGGUAAGCCAAAUUCUAAAAGAUGGUUUAAAAGAUGGCAAGAUGGUACCCCUAAUCCAGAUGUAGAUCAUAAAAUAUCAUUCCAAGCACUGUUUCUGUUCUCUCUGCUCCAGAGCUUAUUUUUAUGUGGAAUUUAAAGCUUGCUUUAAUUAUUGAGAUUUAAAUACGAGUGCGCGUAGUGCGCGCUCCCCGGAGGGCAACGCAGGGUAAAAAAGGUUCCACCUGCCCAGUGCGUUUAGCCGAGCGCCUUCCAGCGAUGUCCAGGCACUCGCGAAGCAAAAAGUUUCCCCGCCUCUCCACACCCAGGCGUUGUUAGCAUCCCUUGCGCAGCACGAUCCGCGUCGACGCACCCCGUCCACAUGCGUGAGCCACUGCAAGCUCGCGGCGAAGGCGAGGUCGAGUUGGCGCGCGAACGUGCGGCAACCUCCAGACCUGCGCCUGGGAGUUCGGGAGCCUUCGGCUUGUCCCUACCUGAGUCUUGCUUGCCCGCCGCCGCAGGCGCCUCGCCUAGCUGCCUCGUAGGCGUAGCGCACUUAGAAUUUAUAUACUAUUCAUAUUCAUUGUCUUCUUAUCUUUUAGUUUUAUCAGACUCAGAUGCCGUUUUUAAAGAAAAACUCUCCCUACUCACUCCUCUCACCUCCUUCAACCUGUCCGCUUAAUCAGUUCGUUCGCUUAGAUCAGUAAUUUAAUCAGCAGGCGGGGUAGACUAGUUCAUUUCUAGUCGCCGUCUAGUCUUUCAUCAUCGUAACAGCUGAAAUGAUGCUAGACCUAGAACUAGAAAGACUUCGAUCUCAUGCUCAUCGGAUAUAUCUAGCUCUGGCAGAACUUUCGGAUGAUGUGCAUAGUCGUCGGAUUGCCCUCAGACAAGCUCAAAAUCGCGAACAUUAAAUAACCAAGUUGUCGCGGAUGUUGUUCAGUUAACGGUUAAUAUUAUGCAUGGAUCAUGCCACUAGCUUCUCUUUAUCUCUCGUUGUACCCCAAACCUUAACUCUUUAAGCAUUGAAUAGAAGGCUAAGAUGAAACCUGAAUCAAUACUUCAGCACCCGAACAACGAUGAGAUAGAGGGCCCCGACUUUAUUCCCUUGGAGCAUGCUUUGCGAGGCUUGUAUGACUUUGGCGGUACUCACACUACUCCGCUCUCCUUUCCGUCGCAGCAUAUUUUUGUCACACGAGCUUUCUUGACUACAACUAAGUCGCAGCGCAGGGCUUUCGAUGCGGUAGGGGGCCCGACAAUUCAUGAUGCCCCUAUGCAAGCGGAGACUACGUCGUCCUCGUCCUCCACAAAAGAAGACAGACAGAAGCGGACUACAUUGGUAAUGAAAGUCCCACACUUCGUGGUGCGGUUCGCCGUGGGACCAGGAAAGGAGGCUCUUCUUUUGGUGUCGAACUAUGAGGCCGAACGUCUUUUUGCAAAUUCCCGAAAUUUACGCCUAUUCUGCACUCUGAGCCGUACAAACCAGGACGGCGACUGCUUGACUGACCGCAUGCCGAAUGCGCUGACAGUAAUACUCAAAAACCCGACCUCCGUGUCCGUUGAGCCUACUGGUCGAAGCAAGGGAACUGGUGUAAAGACGAAACGCCCAGGACAGGCUGUUCCCAGAGUAGGUUCCAGCGGGUCGUCUCGCGGCUCCUCGUCAACCGCUCAAGGUAUUGCAGAGCCCCGCGUUGGCGUCUCCUCUACAGGUUUUGGCUUCAGCAGUCCUUCCCAGCAGUUGGAGCUGACGAGCUUAGUGCCGCUUCAUGCGUUCGCGGGUAGCGUGUAUGCUAAAAAGGAUCUUCUGCGCCAAAUGAUGUCGUACUUCGGCAUCUUGAGUCGGAGUGAUCGCCGCUUCGAGCGCUUUGCCCUUACUGAUUCGAAAGGUGAAAAAGUGCCGCCACUGGUCAUGAAGGACGGCUUUGUGCUGCCAGGCAAGGCGCGGAGUAUUACGGGUAAAAUUGAGCUAUUCAGUUUCAGUUUCUGACUUUGGAUAACGGCUCCGAGCUUCUUUAUUUCUUUAGUGACAUACGUACUUACUUACAUAUAUACAAGGACCUGUUGCUGGUACUCACGUCCUUUUCAACUUCUCCACCCAAGUUAGAAUAAUGAAAACGAGCUGCAAGCAGCUAGUGCUUUCUCUAAAAAUGAAGACUCCGAGCUUUCAGAGUACAGCAUUUGCGAGUACAAAACGUCACCAGUAGCGCAAUUGCGGCAAUUCUACAGCCAGGCGCGACAUUUGCAAUCCGAGCUUUCAACUUCGCCGCUCGGCUUGCUUCUUCAGUACGGAGUAAGCGACGGCGGCAACGCGACAUCCCCGGAAAGUCUUUAGGAGAAAGCGACGCAUAUCGAGAUUUGACAGACAACGCAGCUCUUAUCUAUCAUAUGGAUGCGUAGGAGUGUCAUGGUGUAGCUCGAUGCAAUUCCUACGAACAUAGUCAUAGUUCUUCCUCUUAUUUUGACUUCAGGAAUCAUGGAGCGCGAUAUUCUUGUCUUGUCUGAUUGAGAAUCACGGACGCAAUCUUAAUCAAAGACCAUUCACCCGCUUCUACGUACGAGAAGAUCGUGCGCAUUCAUCCUGUUAGUACGCGGAAGUUCUGCGCGCCACACAUGACUAUGAUUGUGCGCAUAUAGCUCAUGUUGAGUUUACGUUCAUAUCGCUGUGCUCGUUAAAACCAGUUUCAACUUUGGUGUUUGGAUGCAACGAAUGGAAGUAGUAGCCGAAACCCUGCCAGAUUGUAUUACUUAGAAAAGUUGUUAGAUGGAACGUACUUGGAUUGUUGCACCAGAUGAAAACUAUUUCGUCACUCAACAAAAGAAUAAAAAUGACAACACUCGACAUAGAUGUUUUUAAAAAUACGCUAUGGCUAUUGAUAAUAUUAAAGUAAAAAGAAAAAACAGUAAUAUGUUUUCUUCUUCCAGUACCUCCCCGGACCCGUCUAUCCGUAAAGGUGCCGCGUCACAAGAAGCGCCUGAGUCUUGAAAGACAUCCUUCUUGUACUUGAUAAGUAGUAUGUAGUAGUAGUCUCCCCUUUCCUUAUAUCGUUAUCAAUAUCAUGUUCCAUCGAACCCUCAACAUUCUGAAAGUAGCCCCAAGAAAUGCUAAAAUCUCACCCUGCUUUCCCAAAUAAUCAUUCCUACACCUCUAUUUAUAGUUGUGGUGGACUUGUUCCGCAAGAGAUAGGUCAGCGCUCGCAAAGCGAAAGAACAAAAUGAAAAUCGUCCCGUAUGCGAUUCUUUGACUUAUAUCAUGAAUGUCGCAUUACCACUACCAUCUCCGUGAUAGACUUCUCGCCGUCGUAAUCAAGUAAAUCCGAAGCCGCCACCAGAAUUUCCGGCGUGAAGACUCCCCGGCGCGUCCAGCCGUCCUUCGCAACGUCUUUCCUCAUGUUGAUGUGCAGGGAACAUAUUGAUAGAAAGAUCCACG
Messenger RNA from Amoebophrya sp. A25, 3804 nucleotides. The record is from the annotation of a GenBank genome assembly. NCBI's taxonomy places the organism in Eukaryota, Dinophyceae, Syndiniales, Amoebophryaceae.